UGCACAGGGAGGUCCAAGUCCAGAAAGGUAGCGGCUUCCCGGGUGAAUAAUGUGUUCUUCAUGACGUAUCAGCUUGUUCCCAAGUUUGGUGGGAAUGAUCCUUCAGCAGAAUCUCAUUGAAACACAUACUCUACUUGUGCUGUAGUCCAUUACAAGAUAAUCUAAAGAAGUGCGUCAACCAAAGGAUACGCGCGCUGCAGCUUAUCCAGAAGAGGUGUCCAAGUUGUGCCGCUCGAAAUGUGGAUGGAAGCCAGUACAUUAUGACUUUGUCGGCUUGGCAGUGUUGGUGCUUGUCUAUAGCCUGAUACUGACCCGCGCGUUAUCAAUCACGACCAGGGCGGCAAAUAUCUGAAGAUCUAAAGAUGAUUAUGAAUAGCUCGGACAUAUUUUGUAAUUACGAAGAAGUUGGUAACUUCACCAACAACUCGUCAUGUGUGAGCACGACUCGGUCUUCACCCAGCUUCAUCGACCUGGCGACUUUUAUGCACAUCUUCCCGUCCAUAUACGGUAUCCUGUGUACGAUAGGAGUGAUCGCCAACGGUUUGGUGAUUUACGCAGUGGCAGCAUGCAAGAAAAAGAUGGUCUCGGACAUCUAUGUGCUGAACUUGGCCAUCGCAGAUAUGCUGUUCUUGCUGGUGAUGCCCUUCAAUAUUCACCAGCUGGUCCGGGACAGACAGUGGGUGUUCGGGAACUUCAUGUGCAAAGCUGUCGUGGUGGUGGACGUCAGCAACCAGUUCACUACCGUGGGGAUCGUAACGGUGCUAUGUAUUGACAGAUACAUUGCCAUCGUCCACCCCGCCUCAGAGAAGCGGACCAUCCAGUGGACCAUCGUCAUCAACAUCCUAGUGUGGGUCGGCAGCAUCCUGCUCACCGUGCCCGUCAUGAUCUACGCCGUGGUGGUGAGGAAGCGCGACCUGCAGAUAUGCAUGAUGCUCCUGGACGGGCCUGAGGACAUGUACUGGUACACUCUCUACCAGUCCAUCCUGGGCUUCAUCCUCCCUCUCAUCAUCAUCUCCACCUUCUACUCCCUCACCCUCUUCCACGUCUUCAGAUCCAUCCGCCGAGUCAAGCGUAAACAGUCUGUCUGGGCGAAGCGCGCCACCAAGACCGUGGUGAUGGUCAUCGCUCUCUUCCUGGUGUGCUGGAGCCCUUAUCACGUGAUCCAGGUGAUUAACUUGAGCAACAACAGGCCAACCAACACCUUUGUCUAUGUCUACAACAUCAGCAUCUGUCUGAGUUACUCCCACAGCUGCAUCAACCCUCUGAUGCUGCUCAUCUUCGCUCAGAACUACCGCGAGCGUCUCUGUCACAGGAAGGAGUUGAGGAGCUCGCAGCAGAACUCCUCCAAGACCACUGUGGUCAAGACAGACGGCUCCAGCGUGGCCACCGACCCCAACUACCGAUGCACGGUCGUCUAAUAAUACAGGCAUUGCCACUCGCAUACAGUAUACCAAAGUAAACUGUUUCGUUCUGCUAUCUUUGACGAACUAUAAGCAUUUAUGAAAUAGGGGAAGCUAAAGUAGCUGAACUACACUGUUAUCUUUCCAGAAGUGGCAAUGUGUGUUAGUGGAUGGAUGAUUGGAUUACCCAGCUGACUGUAGCUACCAUCACUAAGAAACAUUGUUCUAAGUCACUGAUCCCGACGUAGCCAAGUGUUUGCUGAAUUGUUAUCUAAGGACCGCCGUGCUACUCUGAGAAUGGACCGAUAAUUUUCGUAAUGGAAGUAUCCAAAGGACUGUAAUCACUUCCACCUAGAGUAGUUCUCCAUCUAGCUCUACUCAACCUCUCUCCCUCUCUCUAUCUCUCCCCCUCUCUCUCCGUCUC
This is a messenger RNA of Coregonus clupeaformis (lake whitefish), 1824 nucleotides long. RefSeq names its product melanin-concentrating hormone receptor 1-like. Bases 363 to 1418 code for a protein of 351 amino acids. The transcript is spliced from 2 exons. The record is from RefSeq and is a predicted model, not a curated record. Gene Ontology annotation, molecular function: neuropeptide binding; G protein-coupled receptor activity. Lineage: Eukaryota; Metazoa; Chordata; Actinopteri; Salmoniformes; Salmonidae. Gene Ontology annotation, cellular component: neuron projection; membrane. Gene Ontology annotation, biological process: neuropeptide signaling pathway.